GCAAAACAAGUGAACAGUUUUUAUUAAAGAACCUCCCAAAGAAAUUAGUUAGUCGCACCGCAGUGGUUUCCUGGUCGGUCGGUGAGUUGGUUAACUCGGUUUUAACUCAACUCAAGUGUUAUUCGAUAACGCGUUACGAAUAGCAUUAAUGAGUACGACUUCAACCUGAGCUUCCUGAACCGAAGUCCAGCUCGGUAACCUAAACCUAGGAAGGGUUCAGCAGAAGGUUAGCCAACAGCCCGGCGCAGUAAACUCUUUAAUUAAACAGUUUGGAUUAACUUUUGGUCAAGAUUAACGGGCUUCGGAGAUGUCUCUGGGCGACCAGAGCCAGCAGUGGUUCCCUACGAGUGUCCAGGUAACGGUCCAUCAGGCUCGGAACCUGCGUGCCAAGGGGAAACAUGGCACCAACGACGCCUACGCCAUCAUCCAGGUGGCCAAAGACAAGUUCUCCACCUCCGUGUCUGAGAAAUGUGUCGAUCCGGUGUGGAAAGAAGAGGCGUCGUUCGACCUGCCGCUCUUCCACCUGGGCAACGGCGACCACUGCACGCUGUACGUCACCGCAAUGCACCGGGCUCAGGUGGGACUCGACAAGUUCUUGGGUCAAGCUGUGGUGAACCUACUGGAUCUGCACGACAACACCUCUCGCAAAAAGACCGAUUGGUUCAAGCUGGUUGAUAAGAGUGGAAAAGAUGACAAGGCGCGAGGCGAGUUGCUGCUAGAUAUCCAAUUCAUGAGAAACAACAUGUCAGUUAGCAUGUUAGACCUUUCCAUGCAGGACAAACCGCGCUCCCGCAUCUCCAAGCUGAAAGACAAAGUCCGUGGGAAGAAAAAGGAUGGCUUCUCCGACUCUGCUUCCGCUAUCGUCCCCCAUGUCAGUAAGGUCCUCACUGACAGCGAGGGAGAAGUCGACACGCAGUCCCUCAAUCAGUCCGAAGGAGUGAAAAAGAAAUCUAAACUCAAGAGCCUCUUUGCUCCCAAAUCCAACUUGCACCGUAAGAUCUCACAGUCCAUGUCUACGCUGGGGGUUCUUCCAGAGAAGAAUUCAUCCAUCAGCGGCAGCCGCUCAUCUGGCCUCAAUGUGGACUCUCCUGACGUGAAAAAGAAAUUCAAAUUCCUGGGACACAAGCGAACAGGCAGCUCUGACAGCAAGCACUCUCUGGGUCCGUUCUCUCUUCUGGGUCGCUCCAAGCAGAGCAUCAGUGACCUGAACAGUGUGUGCAUCAAUGGCAGCCAUGUGUACGAAGAGGACACGGAACCCAACAGCGGAUCGACUCUCAGUCUGAACAGCUCGGGCCAAGGAUCCGUGGAGGACAUCCGCAAACACACCUCCGACGUCUCUGCAGAUGCCUUUACAGGUGUACCAGUUCCCUCCUUAAAGCACGAGUCAACAGAUAAGGCCAUACUGGAGCAACAGCGCCAUCAAGAGGAGGAGGAGGAAGAGAGAAGGCAUGCAGAAGAGAGGCGCACAGCAGAGGCCAAGAGGUUGGAGGACGAGAAGUACAGGGUAGAGGCCAAGAGGCUGCAGGGGGAAGAGGAGCACAGACGUCAAGAGGAACAGGAGAGGAAGAGAAACUUCCUUGACGACGAGGCGAGGAGGAAGAAACAGAGAGAGGAGGAGGAUGAAGAGGAGGAGGAAAGGAGAAAGCUCGAGGAGCAGCGGCGCAGAUCUGACGAGCUCAAGCGCCAGGAGGAGGCCUCCAUGAGCGACAGGCUCACGUCUCUGUUUGGAAUGAUCAGAAAGAAGGAGGAGAAAAAAGAGGCGCUACCCAUAACGGCUCCUUUCAGCAAUUCAGGAGAUCCCGAUGUGCUGAGCCCCCACCCCUCAGCCAAUCCGUUUGAGGUCACAGAUCCUGGCGUUGAUGAUAAUGGACCAGCGGAUCGCCAGAAAUCCGGCGGCAACCCAAAAUCCCCCUCUGCCAUGCUCCUCCUCAACCGCACUGCUAAAGUGUCUGCAGUCAAACCCAGGCCUCAUCCUGUGAAGCCCAUGAACUCAGAGAACCAGCAGCCAAUCGGCAGCUCUGUUGUGAAAGAGAAAAAGGUCCGCAAGAGCGCGCCAGGGAAGGUUCAGGUGGCCAACCUGGUGGAUACUGGUCCUUUCACUCAGCUGACCCAGGAGGAGUUGAUCACAAUGGUGGUGAGGCAGCAAGCCGACCUGUCCAAGAAGGAAUCUCAGAUCGUGGAGCUCGAGGAGUACAUUGACAACCUGCUGGUCCGCGUCAUCGACGAGCAGCCGGGCAUCCUGCAGUUUGAUAAACCGGCGUAAGGUAACGGCUGCUGCGGGCCGGAGUCGCUCUCAAGGACGCGGCGUGGCCGUUGUGUGACGUCCUGUUGUCGCCGAGCAAUGCGAGCUCAUCUUAAAGCGAAUGCACUUUCUUAGCUUCGGUCACAUUUUUUUUUGGAGAAUGCUGGAUGUUUUAAUAACACUUAAUAACUCGCUGGGAAGCACAGAUGUAACUUUUUUUCAGUACCGAUAUCUUUGGGUAUUGCCCGGUGGCGAGUACCGGUCAGAUACCAGUGUUAAAUGAACAAGCUGUAAAUUAAUACAUAGAUAUAAAUGUAGUGUAUUUUUAUGUAUUCAAAUAAUGGUACCCGGUAGCAGACUGGCCCAUGGUCACAGAGGACAGAUCCAGCUAUUUGAGUCGGUAUUGGACCGAUAUCGGAUAUCAUCAUCGGUAUCGGUGCAUCUUUAAUAACAAGCAAGUAACACAUCUUUAUCUGAGCAAGUGAAUGUAUUUGUUUUAACACUAUGGUACUGGGAUUUGCUUUUAAAAUCGUUCUACUUGGGUGGAGCUUUAUUUUAUGUACUAAUGAUGUAGAUACAAUUUUUUAAAUUUUUUUCAAAUAUUAUUACUUUUAUUAUUAUUUUUAUUAUUAUUAUCUGGCCUUUUUAACUCUUUACACUGGUCUUUAACUUAUUUCUGUGCAAUGAAUGAUAUACAUAACCUUAAACGACCAUCCUAAUUCAAGAUUAAGAUUGUUUGUGUAACAGGGGCACGUCGACUUUUACCACUGAACUCUUUUUGUUGUGUUUCCUUCGCUGAACCUUUUGACUUCAUUAAAAAACAUUCCUGCACAUUAGAACUCACCACAGACGAAUGUGAGCUGGUCGUCCAGUCCUUAAAACAUAAUGUGCCUCUUUCUGUUUCUGAGAGUUGUUAUUCAGAAUACCAGCAAUAAAUAAAAGCAAGCAGCUGCUAUGUGUUGUGCAUAGAUUGAAAUGCACGGCGGCAGGUAUAUCGGUUUUUCAUACAUGUGAUUGUUAUGAAGCCUGUGCACAUUGUUGAAAAUAUUAUGCAAGUAGAUAAUAAUGUGAGCUUGAUGAUCACUGUAGUCUUUGUGUUGUGAUUGUUGAUUGAAAACCAAAAGAUAAUCAAAAGGAAAUGAUCAGAGACACUGUAAUUGACUCUGUAUCAGUAAUAACCAACCAGCCUUGUCUUUGUAACUGAAUCAAACUAAUAAAUGAACAUAUAUAUAUUUUUUUAUAUGACAAUAUUAUUUGAUCUUUUGGCAGUCAUAGCAAUAUUAAUCCUGAGAAUGUACAUGUUGUGCCUUCAAAAUGUCUUAAUGAGUCGUGUGUCUGGAUGGACAGUUGAUGGCUCCUCCUCUUCUUGUACCGGAGCGAGAGCUCAAAUAAUGUGCAGCUUGAUGCACGAGCGUCUGUAGUCUCACAUGCAGCCUGAUGUAAUAAUAAUUCUACAGUCGAUGUAAAACCUCUGAAGAAUGUGACACUGAGAAAAAUGUGGUUUUAUUUUAAAUAAAGACACUCAUUAUUUAAA
Messenger RNA from Pseudoliparis swirei, 3776 nucleotides. RefSeq names its product RAB11 family interacting protein 1 (class I) a (gene rab11fip1a). The transcript is spliced from 5 exons. The record is from RefSeq and is a predicted model, not a curated record. NCBI's taxonomy places the organism in Eukaryota, Metazoa, Chordata, Actinopteri, Perciformes, Liparidae. Gene Ontology annotation, molecular function: small GTPase binding. Gene Ontology annotation, biological process: regulated exocytosis. Bases 308 to 2263 code for a protein of 651 amino acids. Gene Ontology annotation, cellular component: intracellular membrane-bounded organelle.